Messenger RNA from Melanaphis sacchari, 2429 nucleotides. RefSeq names its product inositol polyphosphate 5-phosphatase K-like. Gene Ontology annotation, molecular function: phosphatidylinositol-4,5-bisphosphate 5-phosphatase activity. The coding region runs from base 617 to 2014 and encodes 465 amino acids. The transcript is spliced from 9 exons. Lineage: Eukaryota; Metazoa; Arthropoda; Insecta; Hemiptera; Aphididae. Gene Ontology annotation, biological process: phosphatidylinositol dephosphorylation. Gene Ontology annotation, cellular component: cytoplasm; ruffle; plasma membrane. The record is from RefSeq and is a predicted model, not a curated record.
AACUAAUACGCUAAUCUCCAUUCUCCAAUGCUGUGAUUGUGUGUUAAUACGCAUUAAUGCACAAUGCACUAAAAUCUUCCCCACCUACAACGGCGGUCACCGAAAAAAAUAGUUUGUUGUAAAAGAAAAAAAAAAAUGGUAAACAACGACGACAUAGGAUUUGCAGCGAAUCACCGCUACCGUCGUAAUAAUAAUAAUUGUCGUCGACCUGCAAGUCUUAUUAUUACUACUACUACUACUAAUAUUGCUACUUUUACUACUAGCAGUAGUAGUUGUACUAGUUCUACCGCUCGCACGACAACUAGCUAGUAGUCAAAUGUACGCAAUUCGAGGACAUACGUUCUACGGCACUCUACGUUCAGUUCUUAUCUCAUCAUCGACGCCACAAGUGCUGACGCGUAACAUUCCAAGACGAGGGUUCAGAUCACGUUGGUCUUCGUGACCGGUUUCUCAUUUUCAUCCUACCAUGUAGGUACUUCAUUUGUCAGUCCGCCACUGAUACAGUGUACUCCGCAGGCCAAGAGCGUCGUUGACUUGCGUGAAGACUGUCGUCUGUUAGCAACGGUACAAGGCCAUCGAUUUAAGUCGGGCAGUCCCUUCUCAUGGACAAGCAAAAAUGGGCGAUUUAACAUUUUACACCGUUACCUACAACGUCGCUACUAGAUCUCCAAGACAGCCUUUAGAAGAUUUGUUGCAAUGGAACGGUCGCACCGAACACCAAUUACCAGAUUUCUGUUUAUUUGGGUUACAAGAAAUUAAGGCUCAACCUCAAAACUUAAUACUCGAUUCAUUAUUUGAUGACCCAUGGACAGCAGCUCUUAGGGAUGUCUUAAGUGGCUAUAGUUAUGUAAAAAUACGUACUGUAAAAAUGGUUGGAUUGCUGCUAAAUGUAUUUUGUAAAAGAAAACAUGUACCUCUUUUAAAAGAAAUGGAAACUUCAGAAACACGUACUGGACUUUUAGGCCUUUGGGGAAAUAAAGGUGCUGUUAGUUUUAGUUUUAAGAUUUAUGGAGCAACAAUAUGCUGUGUUAACUGUCACUUUGCUGCGCAUGAAGAGUAUUUAAAACAUAGAAUAAAAGAUUAUCAUACAAUAAUUGAAAGUCAAAAUUUUGGUUUAUCAAAAAAAACAAUUUUAAAUCAUGACUAUGUUUUUUGGUUUGGUGAUCUAAACUUUCGUUUGGACAAUAAAAAAUUUAAGUCAGCUAAAGAAAUUGUUAGCCAAGUUAAUAAUAUUAAUUCAUCAAUAAGAAAUGCAACAACAUUAGCUGAAAUUUGGACACAGGAUGAGUUAAGUUCAGUCAUGCAAAAAUCAAAAGCCUUUAAAGGAUUUUUUGAAUAUUUGCCUAUGUUUCCACCAACCUAUCGAUUUAUUUUUGAUUCAAGCAGUUAUGAUCUCAAGAGAAGACCAGCUUGGACAGAUCGCAUUUUAUACAAAACUAUUGAUCCAUCAAAUGAAAAAUGUUUACUAGAGGUACUAUCAUAUAAGUAUAUCGAGUCAAUACAAUUAAGUGACCAUAGACCAGUUUAUAGUGAAGCUAGUGUUCAAAUAUGUAGUGAAGAAAAUUUCAACAAUGUUGACCAACCUGUAAUUUUCCAACCAAUAAAUACAUGGCAAUUAGAAACAGAAAAUGAAAUCAAUUUGCAAAUAAAAAAUUAUAUUCCGUGGGUUAACGAUUGGAUAGGUGUAUUCAAAGAGAAAUAUACCAGCCUUGAUGAUUAUUUAUCAUAUGUUUACUUACCUUUAGAAACCAUUGAACGUGAAGAAUCAAAUGACGAGAAUAUACAAUUUGAUAAUAUGGCAUCUCUGUGUAGGGUAAAAUUCCUUCCUGAAGAAUGUUCAGAUGGUUCUAAAAGAGUGUGUUUGAAAUUUUCUGAAACUUUGGUGCUAAAUCCAGGCAGUUAUAGACUAAUAUAUUUUAGUAGCAUUAAUAAUUCAGUGCUUGGAGUAUCAAAUCCAUUUAUUGCUACCAAACAAACACGCGAGUUAAACACAUCUCAUGAAUUUGGUUGGUAGAAUUUUGUUAUUUCCCUAUUUUCGUAUUAUUACAAUGUUAUCUAUUUAAUGAGAAGGGGAAUUAUUUUAUAUUUGUUGAUUACGUACUUACUAGUUAUGUUUUAAAUUUAUAUUGUAUGUUUUUGUUUCAACAAGUGUUUAUUAUUUGCUCAUACUAGUAUUUAGAAAUUAUCUGUGAUUCAGGCUGUAGCUAUACAAGAUGAUUUAUAUAGCACUGGUUUUAAAUAUAGAAUAAUUAUUGAAAUACUUGUCCAGUUAUAUUUUAACAAAAUCAAAAUGUUACAUUAAACAUUCUAUAUAGUUCCAGCAAUCCAGUUUAAGUUCAUAUGGCUAAUAAUAUUGAAUACAAAAUGUUUAAGUUUUGAUAUUUUAAGAGUGUAUUGUAUUUUUAUUUGAAUAUAUUGUAAACCAUUUU